AUGGAACAUCGCAAAUAUCGGCUUGUGCUCCGAAACGCACUGCUCAUUCCCAUAGACUCAUCCCAAGAAUCGUCAUUUACUGCAAACAUCCACGUAUCACACAGCGGCCACAUAGUUUACAUCGGCCCAGAAGUUGCCCACGACGGGGAUGCCGAUGCUGUUGUCGACGCAACAGGAAAUUGGGUUCUACCAGGGUUUAUCUCUGCUCAUAGCCAUCUGUGGCAGAGUGCCUUUCCUGGUCGGGCCUGUGAUGAAUCUGUUAACAGAUGGGCGGAUGAUAUCUAUAAGCAUGCUGCGGGCCUAGGAGCAGAUGAUUUCUACGAGCUAGUGCGUCGCGGCGCACAAUCGCACUUGGAAAAGGGAAUCACGACGGUAUUCAAUUUUACGUAUUCACCGAAUUUUAAGGAUGGGAAGUCGGAUCGAGCCCAAUUCAGUGGUUCGAUUGACGCUGGUAUUCGCUUUAUUCAUGCGUUCAACAUUGGUGCAAUUAAUAAAACUUGGUCGGUUGACCAGGCGGUUGCGCGGACGCAAAAAUUCCUUGACUGGACGGCGCCUUACGAAGAGACGAGCCAAUAUCUUGGAACCGCUGUGGCAAAUCACGGUGUCACCUAUGACGAUAAUAAAUCUAUCCAGGCAGAGGCCGAGAUAAUGGGGAGGUUCAACUUACAAGGCCACCUCCAUUACCUUGAGAGCCCACUACCAGAUGACAUCCGUUUCGAGCGCUCCCGUUGGCAGUGGCUGAAAGAUGCUGGCCUGCUAAACCCUCGCCUGAUUCUUGGGCAUUUUGUACAUCCUACUGCGGAGAUGGUCAGCGAAGCUGCUAUGGCGGGCGUCCGGAUGAGCUGGAAUCCGCUCUCGAAUGGGCGACUAGGGUCCGGAAUCGUGGAUACUCCAGCGUACCUCCAGAAAAACCUUUCUAUUGGGCUCGGGGUAGACGGCGAGGCGAGCAGCGAUCGGUGUGACCCAUUUGAAAAUAUGCGGGCGGGCCUAUACUCAGUUCGAGGAAUGUACAGGAACCCUAAGGUUCUAGCGCCGUAUGAUGUUCUGUAUAUGCACACCCUCGGCGCCGCGCGGGCCCUCGGGGUUGAAAAUAGAGUUGGGAGCCUCACUGUUGGGAAAUUCGCCGAUAUGGUUCUCAUUGAACCGCCAAGGAGUAUACGGCCGGGUGAUCCUGUCUCGACGGUCGUAUUGUCUGCGGGGAUUGAAAAUGUGAAGGAGGUUUUCGUUGGCGGUGUUCCAAUCAGCUCGAAAUGUUGUGUUCCCGGAAGGACAUCAAGUGAAUGGUCCGCAUGGAAAUUCUAG
This is a messenger RNA of Aspergillus versicolor CBS 583.65, 1302 nucleotides long. Its product is annotated as amidohydrolase family protein. The transcript has a single exon. Gene Ontology annotation, molecular function: hydrolase activity, acting on carbon-nitrogen (but not peptide) bonds. The record is from RefSeq and is a predicted model, not a curated record. NCBI's taxonomy places the organism in Eukaryota, Fungi, Ascomycota, Eurotiomycetes, Eurotiales, Aspergillaceae. Bases 1 to 1302 code for a protein of 433 amino acids.